CAGGUAUUGCCCACAGCCCUGCCUGGCACCGCACUCCCCCAGGGUGACGGCGCUGACAUCACGGCCACCGCGCUGACAUCACUCAACUACUUGAGGGCGUAGCCAGGGCCGGCGCUGCUUCUCCCCCCAGCUGAAAGGGUACUGACAGCGGAGGGGUCAGGACAGCGGCAGCGACUCCUCAUUUAACGAAGCUCCGGCUAAUUAGCGAGGGCCAAGCGUAAGGAUUUUAAGAUCCAUUUGUCAUCAUCCCCCCCUGCCGCUAACGACCACCUCCAGCCCCAGCAGGAACUUUUGAGAGGAGCCCUAGAUUAAUUACUUCCCGGUGAAAGGGUAGCAUCCCUGCUGACGAAGGCGUGAGUAUUUAAUGACCCACUGGUCAUUAACGAUCUCCUCGUUACCCCAUCCAAGCUACGUCGCCGGUCUUCGGUAUGCGCCGGACAUAACGCCAACAGCCAGCAGCGGUUGGGAGGGGAGGCGAAACGUCAGUCGACAGAGCGCGUUUGCCAGCGGAAAACGUUUUUGGGGUGGAAUUGCCUGAAUACGGCACCUGCCUGUGAGUGUAAAGGCGACGUCACCGGCACGGUAAUCUCCGGCACCGGUGCCUCUGCCGGGUGCGUCGCCGAGUUCUGGUGGUGGGACGGAAAUGAGGGGGCAGCUGGGGGAGAGGGUCUCCCCCCAAAAGCCACCCCUCGAGCAGACAUCACCCUGGUCACCACAAAACCCCUCGGUUCGCCGCCGACGGUGUUUGCCACGCUGCGCGGCGCGGUAAAAUCCCGGUGUGUGUGUCCCCAGCACCGGGCCUGCGAGAAGCAGAAGUGGAUUUUUAGAGGUGAAACAGCCGGGGCUCAUCCUCACCACGAGGUUCGUGGUGCCUUGGAGGGCUCCUCGGUGAGCUCCCGGCCCAGCAGAACCGGUGCCGCAGCCUGCCGCGUCUCCGCGACCCUCACGCCGGCAGAGAGGAGGUAAGGGAACGGCGCAGAAACCCCUAUUUUUCGGUGCAUGAAGUAAGAGCGGAGGCGCUUGUGGUAUUUGGGGGGAAACCGGCCCCAAGGAGGAGGUUUCCUCGUCACUGAACUCUUUACGCCGAUUUAGAACGCUCCGGCAACAUCUCGCCGACACACCCAGACGGAAGGGAAUACCUUAGACACCGUCAGAAUUCCCUCCAGUGCCAUUACUGCCGGCUAAGCGAGGAUUUUUCCUAUCUUGCUCUGGUUUAACCCCAGACUCCCCACCUGAGCGCCCGGGGAAAAUUUUAGGACCAAAAAAAUGCUACGAAACUCCCGUGGGCAGCGACCGGCGGCGGCACCGGGCCCCUCUAAAGCAGAAGAGGGGUGACAACGCCGUCACCGCCACCGGCCUCGCGUCACUAAGAAGGGUCUGACCUCGCGUUUAAUGCCAGAAUUUUAAUGGGGUAGGUCCCUCGUGUGUGCCCCCCGCCCCGGGAGGAUCCUGCAUCCUUAGGGAAAAAAGCGUUGCCAAAGCCGUCCCUCACCGGUCCAAUCCCCCCCAGCCCCAGCCGGAGAUCGGAUUUGAGACCCACCUGCCUCAUUUUAAGGGUCCUCGUCCCCCCGUGUCCCCCCCUCCAAACCUGUGCAAAGGCAGCCAUGGCAGAUGUAAACUCCAAGAGAGUAUCUCAGUUCUUGCAGAAAUGCGUUAAGCCGGAGGACAAGGGUGGAGAGACGUGGCCGAAGGAGGAGGUGACGGAGGAGCCAGCUCUCCCUCUCGUCCCGCAGUCCUACCCGCGGACAGUACAAGAGGAAAUCUCGAUGGUCUUCAACACCUACAACAUGGCGGCAGCCAACCUCGGGCCAUCGUCCAGGAGGAAAAGAGAGAAAGGCGGCGGUCAGGAGGGCACCAGCACCGCACUCUACGUCGACCGUCGCAAGUCCAAGGUGUGGAACUAUUACACCAAGCUGGGAGAUGCCUACGUGGAGUGCAACGUCUGCAAGAAACAGCUCUCCUUCCACAACAGCACUACCACGAUGCGGGAACAUCUAGUGAGGAAGCACAGCAUCCGCGACACCUUGCUCUCCCAGCUCAAGGACGACCAGACUUCCGAAUCCGACUACGUGGCUCAGGAAAAUGCCGCCAAACGCUCUCGGCAGACGACGCCAGAAAGCAGCCUCUACCACGCCGCAUCCUGUUCAGAACCCAGGACCGAUGUGAUCCUGGAGCUGGUGCUGGAGAUGAUCUUCCGUGACUUGCACCCUCUCUCCGUGGUGAAGGACAAAGGGUUCGGGCUCCUCAUCGGGUACCUGGAACCAAAUUUUACCCUCCCGUCGCCCGUGCAGCUCUCCAGCAUGCUGUGGCACCGGUACAACGUGGUCAAGCAGCACCUGGAGCGCUACUUGCAGACAGCUCAGGCCAUCGUGGUCUGCGUGGAGUUCUGGGUUUCCCAGCUCAGCCAGACUUACCUGACCGUCACGGCCAACUUCAUCGACGGGGAGUGGCGGCGGGCCCGGUGCAUCAUGGAGACGCAGCAAGCACACGAAGACAAAGCGGAGGAGGGCGAUUUAGGGGAGAAACUGUCCGCUGUCCUCUCCGAAUUCGGCUUGUCCAGCAAAUCCGUCUUCUGCGUUAUGCAUGACAGCCCGCAGAGCACGGCAGCGAACUCGCAGCAGCUGAAGAACGCGUACGGCUGGAGCAGCCUGUGCUGCGCCGCUCGCACCCUUCACCUCUGCAUCAAAGCGGGGCUGGAAGUCGAGCAGGUCCAAGAAGCCCUGAGCACUGCCCGGGGUAUCGUCAGGUACUUUCAGCAGGACGCAAAAGCCACCUGCUCCUUGAACAGCAAGCUGGAAGCCAUCAACAAAACCAAACUAAAACUGGUGAUGGACGUGGGCUCUCGCUGGAUAACCACCAUCGAAAUGUGCGAGAGUCUCUUAGACCUGAAGUGGGCCAUCAUGUCCGUGCUGGAGGAACACCCCAAGGGCACGGCGGCUGUCCAGAAUUUGGCCGACCACCAGUGGAAACUCCUGCAGGACCUGGUACCAGUCAUGAGGACGAUCAAGAUCGCAACGUCCUUCCUGCGCGAGGAGCAGAACGCGUCCGUAUCGUCUCUGAUGCCUUGCAUCCACGGGAUCAUCGCCGCCAUCGGACAGCAGUCGGAAGAGUCCGGCGCCGUCAUCAAGACAGUGGUAGGCAACAUCAGGUCAGAGCUGACGCAGCGCUGGGGGUUAUCAGAGGAUGAGAAAGUGCUAGAAAGCCCAGCGGUUAUUGCCUCUUUUUUGGACCCGCGCUUCAAGGAGAUGAGGUUUCUCAGCCCCAGCCUGAGAAGCGAGCUGCACAAGAGAGUCAAAAACAUGCUGUCGCAGGUUUUCAAUCACCAGUCCCCAUCUGCUACCCAGUUUUGGAUGCCAAACUUGGAUUACAAAGCCGAGGGCGGAGAUGCGGGCAGCCAGCUGUCUGCUCACAAGGACAGAUGCUCGAGCGCCCCGUCACAGAGCAUGUACGACAUCCUUUUGGGGAAGGACCCGACAGAGAGCAUGCCGGAGAUCCACCAACAACUGGAAAACUACAUCGUGGAGCCUCUCUGCAAGCGCAGCACCAACCCGCUGGACUGGUGGAAGAACAACGAGCAUCGCUUCCCGGCCGUGGCGCGGCUGAGCCGGCAGUACCUCGCCGUCCCAGCGACUGCCGUGCUGCCCGACCAGGCUUUCGCUGCCGGUGAAAGCAGCCUGGAGCAUCGGCGAGCCGUCCUGGCGCCGGAGAACCUGGACCAAAUUCUGUUCCUGCAUCAAAAUUUUGACUUUUUAGAAUCGAUGAGAAACAGCAGCGAGACUCGGAACAGAACCGUGCACUGACGCGCCUGGAGGCGGGUGGGCGUGCGGAGCCCUUCCACAGCUCCGCGGGUGUUUAACCGGCUGGCGGAGCUUUCAGACACUGGCCCAACAGCCCCACCGCAGUUACCGGGUCUACGGCAGCGGCAGCCAGCGCCGAGUAUUUUUCCAAACUCCUGCCUACGCGUUUUUGUCAUCGCUUUGGCAAUGCCCGCAGCGAAGAGCGAGCGUCGGAGGAGGUGUGAACACACCGCCUUCCAGCACUGGCUUUCUCAUCCACCACGGAGCCUGCAGUCCCUGCUUUAUUCCUCAGGCUCUCUUUUAAUUCCUCUUUUUAUUCCUCAUUUGCUCCCCGCUCGAGACCUCCGCUCCUCCCUACCCACAUCAGACCCACCCAGGGCGCGUAGCCCAGAGCCUGGCCCAGCCCUAAAGCCCCGGGCGCAUCCUCAAGCUCCCUGAACUCAGGCACGAUCCGUGCCCAAGUGUUUUUUUCGGACGUAAACAGGGCAAGCCAGGAGUUAAGAACAGGCUUGGACAGGUGCCGAGCCGCCAGCACAAAUACGGGCCUGGUGACGUCAUUAUCCCACAUGGAUACAAGACACGGUUGUGCCAACACCCACAAAUACCACGUUACGCGACCACAGCGCCUUGUUUUCCGAUACCCGCAAGCGGAGGGUAGCCCGGAGGACGCAGCGGCUCGGCGGAGCUCACGUCGCCUGGGACAGCACACUGGGGGGUGUCCCGCAGCGAAGGGUGGGGAAAGACCCUCAAAAUACAUCAGCUUUAACUUGAAAUCACCUCUGGGUUUUCCUCUGGGGUAUGCUAAUGAGCUAUAAUUGUAGCAAGCGGAGGUCAGUACCUUAAUGUACAUACAUAAUUAAGAUCGCUCAGUGCUGCAA
Molecule: messenger RNA, 4675 nt
Organism: Haliaeetus leucocephalus (bald eagle)
Lineage: Eukaryota; Metazoa; Chordata; Aves; Accipitriformes; Accipitridae
Product: zinc finger BED domain-containing protein 1-like
Exons: 2
Coding region: 1605-3800 (731 amino acids)
Molecular function (GO): protein dimerization activity; DNA binding
Source: RefSeq, a predicted model, not a curated record